Molecule: messenger RNA, 979 nt
Organism: Coregonus clupeaformis (lake whitefish)
Lineage: Eukaryota; Metazoa; Chordata; Actinopteri; Salmoniformes; Salmonidae
Gene: rrp7a
Product: ribosomal RNA processing 7 homolog A
Exons: 7
Coding region: 48-893 (281 amino acids)
Biological process (GO): ribosomal small subunit assembly; rRNA processing
Cellular component (GO): UTP-C complex; CURI complex
Molecular function (GO): RNA binding
Source: RefSeq, a predicted model, not a curated record
CUACAACCAAUCCCUUUCUACUUCCUGUGUGAAAGGUCGCAAAGAAGAUGGCGCCGUCUAAAACGAAACAUGCCAACCAGGCUUGUGUUAUUCCAGGAGGAUUUACGGUGCUUUCUCUACAGUUCAGUACUGACAGUGUUGCCCAGCACAAAAUGUGUGUAAAAGAGCACCGGGUGCGAGCAGAGAAAAUCACACAAAGACCCCUCGACAGAACACUGUUUGUCCUUAACAUUCCCCCAUAUUGCUCUGAGGGUAUCAUAAAGGAGCUCUUCUCUCAGUUUGGUCCUGUUCAGUCAGUGGAGCUGAGGGAGAAGCCAGGGUCCUUUGAGCACUCAGGACCCAAGCUGGCCAAGUAUUUCACACCAGCACAAAAACAGGGGUUCAGAGUGGGUUACAUCGUGUUUCAGAAGGCUAUCAGUAUUACAGCAGUGAAGUCCCAUCCCCAUGAUGUCCCAUUAGUUGUUUCCACAGAGCAGCGACCUGUGUGGACAGGUCUACAGAAAUGGAUUAAUCAGUACAAGCAGUCAUUUGCUCAGCCAGACAAACUACAGGAGGCAGUUGACACCUUCAUGCAGGAUUACGAUAAGAGAAAAGAAGAGGAGGCCGAGCGACAGAAGGAGGAGGCUGAGGAGCAGCUGGAGGAUGAGGAGGGCUGGGUAAAAGUUACCAGGGGUAAAAGCGGGACCAAGGCCCGCCCCCACAGUGAGGUAUCCAAUCAGAAAGCUCUGCAGAAGGAGAGCAGAAAGAGGAAGCGGAAGGAGCUCAUGAACUUCUACACCUGGCAGCACAGAAACACACAGAAAGAAUACAUCGCUGAACUGAGGAAAAAGUUUGAGGAGGACAAACAGCGAAUUGCUUUGCUAAGAGCACAGAGGAAGUUCCGACCUUACUGAAUCAACCGUUUAUUCUGAGAUUCUCCCCACCUUCCUGUUUUGUAAACCACCCAACCAUUGAUGUCAAUAAAUAUCAAUUUAUUUUA